GUGAUCUCCAUGGUGAUGGUGGCGGUGGGGGUCUAUGCCUGGCUGCUGAAGCACGCAGAGGCGACCAUGGCGUGCCUGGUGGUGGACCCCGCCAUCCUGCUCAUCGUGGUUGGUGUCCUCACCUUCCUCAUCACCUUCUGCGGCUGCAUUUGCUCCCUUCGGCCAUCACUCUCCUCUCGCCCGCAGUUCUCCGUCUGCCUGGCCAUCAUCUUCCUCCUGCAGCUGGUGGCCGGUGUGCUGGGCUUUGUCUUCUCCGAUAAGGCGCGCGGGAAGGUCAGCGAGAUCAUCAACGGUGCCAUCAUGCAUUACCGGGAUGACUUGGACCUGCAGAACCUCAUCGACUUCGGGCAGAAGGAGUUCAGCUGCUGUGGGGGUGUCUCCUACAAGGACUGGUCCCAGAACAUGUACUUCAACUGCACCAUGGACAACCCCAGCCGGGAGCGCUGCUCCGUCCCCUUCUCCUGCUGCCUGCCGGAUGACGACGGGGUUGUCAUCAACACCAUGUGUGGACGCGGCAUACAGGCCAUGGGCUACGUGGAAGCCAGUGCGGUCAUCUACACCCAUGGCUGCAUCGACAGCCUGGUCAACUGGAUCAACAGCAACCUCUUCCUGCUGGGAGGCAUCGCGCUGGGGCUGGCGGCCCCACAGCUGGUGGGCAUCCUGCUGGCUCAGAUCCUCAUCAACCAGAUCAGAGACCAGAUCAAGCUGCAGCUCUACAACCAGCAGCACCGGGCAGACCCCUCGUACUGA
Molecule: messenger RNA, 750 nt
Organism: Nestor notabilis (Kea)
Lineage: Eukaryota; Metazoa; Chordata; Aves; Psittaciformes; Psittacidae
Gene: TSPAN33
Product: tetraspanin 33
Exons: 7
Cellular component (GO): membrane
Source: RefSeq, a predicted model, not a curated record